AAAAAUAUAUUCAAAAUUCAAUUUGUUAUAAAGUUUGUGAAAGAAGAAGAAGAAGAAGCAGAAGAAGAAGAAACAAUUUUAACCUAUAAAACGCACAAAUAGCUAUGAACGCUAUGGGUAUCUCAACAGAUCCCACAUUACUUAAUGUGGAAUUGCCUGCAACACUUAUCGAAUCUCCUUCAGUCUCGACAUUCUUACCCGAGGAGGAGGCAUCCAUUUGUCCAUUAUUGUCCACAACCAAUGGCACCUCGACGCCGGUCACAUUUUCGCAUCCGCUAACACCCUGUAUAGACAAUGACAGUACGGCCUCGGCGAAUUUGUGUAAUGAAGAUGCUGAUGCCAAGGUCGAGACAAGUUCAUCGUCGGGCAGUAGCUCCGGUCUUGGCAUGGAUGCACCAGAUACGGCGGCAACAACACUUUUUCACAAACCACAUGCCUAUCAGCAUUUACAAUUGAAUAAUGGUGGUGCAGUGCUGCAGGACUCAAAUGGUGUGAACGGCACACUUACCAAGGAUACACCUUCAUUUGUCUCGUGGAAUUGGCCAUUGAUACGCAAAUGCACUUUCUUCGUUUUCAUGUCCAGCCUUUUGGCUAUGUGCGCUAUUGUGGUGGCCAUGAUUGUUACCUUGCCAAAGACCUGCAAUCCGAAAACAGCUUGGUUUCGCGGCAGUGUCUUCUAUGAGAUCUUUCCCUCCAGUUUCCAAGACUUUAAUAAUGACGGCAUCGGCGACUUACGUGGUAUUAUGCAGCGUGCAGACUACUUGGCCUCACUCGGCGUGUCCGCCGUGCGUUUAAACUCGAUAUUUCCCUCACCACAUUAUCCCGAUGACUUUACAAAUCCGACAUCAUUGUUCGAGGUGGCCCCAGUCUUGGGUAGCGCGCAGGAUGUUCAACAAUUAGCAGAAACACUACGGCAGCGCAAUAUAUCUUUGUUACUUGAUCUGCCAAUCGGUGCGUUCAUGAAAAGAUUAGAUGACGCCACAACCACUGCACCUAUAAUUGUGGCACAAACAAUGGAGAAUGACAGCGAAACCACCGAAAGUACUGCCUCAAUAACGCCGACCACAAAAUCACCACCGAAAGUGGCGAGCACAUCGGCUGGCAAUGUCGUUAGCGCUGUUAUAUUCAAAUGGUUGCAAUUGGGCGUGGCUGGUUUUUAUCUCAAAGGUUUGGAGAACUUCGUAGACGAUGAUCGUUUAUUGGCCAAUUUGAAUGAGUGGAAACAGCUUCUCGGCAACGAUCGCGUACUCAUUGCCAAUGAAGCGCUAAUACGAGAACUGAAUCCCACCUUGAGUCCAUUGGUCUUGCGUCAUAUCGAUUUGAUCGAUGUGCAUUUGGACGUGCUAAAUGGCACAAGGCGUUUGGAAAAACAUAUCAAUACAAUGCUCAGCGGCGCACUCACACCGGCCGAACAGGGGCCUUGGCUGCAUUGGUCUAUCGGUGGUGUUGAUCAGCAACGUUUUACACGCUAUGGUCAAAGCAAAAAUAUCACAUUGGCAGCGACAAUCAUGCAACUCAUGUUGCCAGGCACACCGAACAUUUUCUACGGUGACGAAAUCGCACUGGAGUCCGUGUCCGAUCCAGAGAAUGAACACAAUGAAACUAAACAUCUGCAUCAUCUAUCCACUAUGGAGUGGUUGAAUAGCACAAGGCAAUUUACGAAUCGUGAAACCUUACCAUGGCUACCACAAAACGCUCACUUCAGUCAUGAGAAUUUUGAGACCGUGACGAAAAUGAUUGAUUUGCGCAAUCGCUCGCCAUCGCUGUAUAAGAAUGCGAACUGUAAGCCAGAGAAGUCGCUCUCAAACACGAAGAUACGCUGCAGUAACGAUGAUAUUUUGGUAGUUGAACGUGUCUACCCAAGGCGCAACUCCUUUGUUUCCGUUUCGAACUUCGGCCAGAAACGUGUGUCGAUGGACAUGACAGCCAUGUAUUUUAGCGGUGUCAAAAUGCUCGACGAGGAUCACACGGAGAAAGUUUAUUUUUCUAAUUUCGAGAUUGGCCCAUGGGAAACUAUUGUUGUUAAAUUAGAUAAAUAAGCGGGUAAUAAGUUAUAAAACUUUGUAAAGUUGGUCGUGAUCCUUCAGAUGAAGAGAUUACCAUAAAAAAAAUCUGGGUAGUACAGUAUUUUUUAUCCAUCUCGAAUUUACGGUUUGAUUACAUACAUAUACAUAUAUUUUUAUAGACGUAGUUGCCAAAUAUAUGCUCAUACAGUGGGAAAAUAAAAUAAAAAAUCAUAUACGUAGAACUUACCGAGAGAAAA
This is a messenger RNA of Ceratitis capitata (Mediterranean fruit fly), 2263 nucleotides long. RefSeq names its product alpha-amylase 3. Lineage: Eukaryota; Metazoa; Arthropoda; Insecta; Diptera; Tephritidae. The coding region runs from base 105 to 2039 and encodes 644 amino acids. Gene Ontology annotation, biological process: carbohydrate metabolic process. The transcript is spliced from 3 exons. The record is from RefSeq and is a predicted model, not a curated record.